AUGAUGGACUCUGUCCUUGCAUCCUCCGUGGACUACUCCCUGGAAGAUGGCCGAGGCAUGUACAAGCUGGCCACGGAUUUGGCGAGUCAACUGGAAGAUCAGGGUGUUGCUGAAGUGUCGGCACUCAAGGAGGAGUGGGUCAAUGACACUGUCCACACGUACUCCCUCCUGCUGGGUCUGGAUGAGACGCAUUGUCAUGGCUCAGACCUGAAGAUUUACGUAUACGACGUGCCAGAGAAUCUUACCAGCCAUCCGUUGGACUGCGUGCUGGGCCAGUGGGGCACAGAAGUCCUAUUUCACCAAUACUUGCUCAGCUCUGCGUGCAGAACACUGCAUCCGGAGGAGGCCCACUUUUUCUUUGUCCCAAUCUACGGCACAUGCCUGUUUACGAAGCAGGCCCUGGAUAACGAUGGUGAUGCAGCUGCCAUGAUUUGGGACCCCUUGGUCAGACAUAUAUUUGCCGAGCCCUGGGCCCAGCGGAAUAGGCUUAUGGAUCACAUCUUCUUGUUUGCAGAUGGCCAGUCUGCCCGCAUCUGGGAUGCGUACGACUUAGUCAGAAGCGAGGCAAUUUUCCUGAUGGUUGAGUCCAAAUGCCCCACGUGGGAUGAGCCUGUGAGAAGGUAUAGCGACAUCAAAUCGUGCAGCUCCAGCUGGAAGGACAUAAUUAUCCCGGGGCACAUUGACCAUGCGCGGCUGCAGGCGAUGCGCCGCUUCAAUCGGCCCACGGAGGAGCGGGAGCUGAUCAUGACCUUCCACGGCAGCUUUUCCGGCAACAAGGAAGUCUACGAGCAGUGUGAGAUCAGAGAUCGUGUCAUGGACCUCGGGCAGUUUGAAGGUGUCGAUGUAGGCGGAUUUGUUUCCGACUACCUGCAGGUUAAGGGCAACGCCCAUUUUUGUUUAAUCCCUGCUGGCACUUCGCCUUGGACAAACCAGCUAUACGAAAGCAUCCACUGCGGAUGUAUCCCUGUCAUUCUGUCCGACGAGUACGAAGUGGCAUUCCAACACCUGAUUGACUGGAGGCGCAUAAGCAUCAAGUGGCCGGAGGCGCAGGUCGGCGAGGAACUCUACAGGUUUCUCUCCUCCUUGCCAAAGGAGACAGUCGCAGGCAUGAAGGCUGAGGUCGACGAGCACAGCUGCUGGUUUGACUACUUCUCCACAAGAGAGGUCGAGCGGCUCAAUGGAGAGAUUUCCGGCUUGCGUGAGAAACUGGCACAGAUUGCGGGUGAGCGAUCUUCAGUGCAGCAGAUUGAGGAACUGGAUAGUCAGCUCCGCUUCGCUUCCGGGGAGGUCCAGCGCCUGCAGUCUGAACUUGAGACGGUCAAGAAACAGGAGAGGGCUUUGCAGAAGGGCAAGGCCAAGGAAUCUUCGGAGCUGGGCAAGGUGCUGCAGGAGAAGCAGAAGAUGCAGGAGCUUAUCCGGCUGCGUUCGCAACUUCAGCAUCGGGAAGCUAUUCCUUCAGCAGUGGUCCUUGCAGAGGAACUAGAAAACGCCAGACGGGAUGUCGAAGCAAAGGAUCUGCAAAUUCGUGAUCUGCAGCUUGUCGGUACUCGAAUGGGCUCGCAACUCAUAGAAGCAUCAGAGAAGCAGAGGCAAGGAGAGCUGAUGCUGAGAAGGGUGCCGGAGAUGGAGGCCGAGAACCAACAGCUCCGCACCGACCUCUCACAGAAGGUGGCAGAGCUGGCGGAAGUGGAGGAAAGAGUUUCGAAGCUCGAGGACCAGCUGAGACGACGUGAGGAAGCAGCACCCGAGCUUACUGCUGCAGAGCUCCUGGCGACCGAAGCCGAACGCCUUGAGGAGGAAAAUCACGUCGGGGUUGUGAACUGCUCCCUUGCAAGCGGUAUCUCCAGGCUCAAGUCCUCUGCCCCCUCGUCGAAGAUGAGUGCCAGUCAGGUGUCUAAGAAAAGGAAGUUCGUCGCAGACGGGGUUUUCAACGCGGAGCUCAAUGAGUUCUUGGCUCGCACUCUUGGUGAAGACGGCUAUGCCGGAGUAGAGGUGCGAGUGACGCCCAUCCGAACCGAGAUCAUCAUCCGAGCAACGCGAACUCGUGAGGUUCUGGGGGAGAAGGGGCGCCGCAUCAGAGAGCUCACAGCCUUGGUGCAGAAGCGCUUCGGAUUUCCCGAGAACAGCGUGGAGCUCUUCGCUGAGAGAGUAGAAAACCGAGCCAGCUGCGCCAUGGCACAAUGCGAGUCCCUGCGAUUCAAGCUCAUUGGAGGCUUGGCAGUCCGUCGCGCAUGCUACGGGGUCUUGAGGUUCAUCAUGGAGAAUGGAGCCAAGGGCGUUGAAGUCAUUAUCAGCGGCAAGCUUCGUGCCCAGCGCGCCAAGGCCAUGAAGUUCAGGCAAGGCUACCUAAUUUCUACAGGCGAGCCCAAGCGACAUUACAUCUCUGAAGCGGUUCGACAUGUGCAGAUGCGACAAGGAACCAUUGGCAUCAAGGUCAAGAUCAUGAUGUCCCACGAUCCAGAGGGCAAGAUGGGACCUAAGAUGCAGCUCCCGGACAACGUGAUCGUCCAUGAGCCCAAGGAGGAAGUGCCUAUGAUGAUGCCACAGGAAGAGCAUGAUGGCGGGUACCAGGGCGGGUACGACAACCAGGGUGGCGACGGAGGCGCGCAUGUAUUCGUGGCUCCAGUUGUCUUGGCCAUCGCAAGUGACCCAACCUGGCCAUUCGGCACCAAGUUUCGCAGGCAGAGGUCAAAAGACGAGAGGAGCAGAUUCACCUACCGGACCCUGCCGCUUGUCUGCUUUGGCGAGAGUUGGUUCAACAUGAGAUGCUCCGAACUGCUGCGUGAUCUGACAAGUGCCGGAGCCCGGCCUGAGGAUGCACCGAGGCUCGUGAUCGCUGCUUUGCAGAAGCUGCAGGCGGCGGUAGCCAAGCGUGAAGCAGAACUCAAAGCUGCUAAUGAGAAGAUCGCGGAGCUCUGCAAGUAUGGAGCGAAGCGUGAUGAGGAGGUGCAACGUGAAGCCUAUGACGCCCUCCGCGUGGAGUUGCUGGAUGUCUCGAAACGAUGCGCCGAUGCUGAAGCCAAGCUGCGGGAACUCGGCGUGGAGGAGGCUACAGCUGCCGGGCAAAGUGCCCUCAUCACCAAGAUGUCCAUGCUGAUUUACCAGCUGCAGGUAUGCGUGCUCUCUGGCACAGGAUUGAGAGCUAAGAACUGGCGACCCGGACCAGACAGCGAAGCUCUCUCAUGUGCAGUGGCAGUGGUUGGCAAGGAGGAGACAAAGUUCCUGACCAAACAGGUCCGAGAUGCCAAGAAUCCUGCGUGGAAUCACACAGACGAACUCCAGAUGUCACACAGCGAUUCGCUGCGAUUCGUGGUCCAGGGGACCAAGGGCGGAGCUUUGGGAAAGGCGCGAUAG
Messenger RNA from Symbiodinium pilosum, 3354 nucleotides. The record is from the annotation of a GenBank genome assembly. NCBI's taxonomy places the organism in Eukaryota, Dinophyceae, Suessiales, Symbiodiniaceae.